UUUUGUCUUCUGGCUGCUGGCAGCAUCUGCUACGUUGGAACUUGGAAGCAUCAUUAAAUAGCCUUCUCUACAAUAAUCCAGCAAGGAGCGGGCUUACUAAUAUCCUGGUUCAAAGUGCCUUCGACGUCGCAAAAUGGGUACCAACAUUGAAAACACUGCCACACAUAGUGCCAUUUACCGCGUUAGCGGCGAACGCACCUUGUUCGAAUAUGUUUCCGAGCAGAAGAAUGCAUUGGCUGCUUCAAUUGCUGGCAUUCCAGUGGAGGAAGCCACUUACCAGAUAGAACUGGCACUGAGUUUCAUGAAAUACUAUAUGGAACGGGAUGAGGACGGUUUAAUGGAUGAACCUACCGCCGUACAUCGCUUGGUCGUUGAUAAGCGCAAAUCAGUGUUCGAAAUCCUGCUAGACGUGCACUCGGCUAUGCGUUCCACUUGCGUUGGAUUUAGUCUGUAUUUUGUUGGCGCGGAUUCGUCGAAGAAUGCGUUUAUAGGAAAGCUGUUAGAGUUUACUAACUUUGAUACGGGAGCUAAAGAGUUGAAUAUUCCCCCGAUGAGUAUGGAUGCCUCGUUCUGCUCGAUGAUAGUUUUCGAUUCCAGUGAUCUGGAAUCCGCCACUGAUGUUCUAGCCAAAGCAUGGGUGAACUGCUCGGUUCCAUGGCUCAUCAGAAGCGUACUCGUACAAGAAACUGUCCAGGAAAAGUUUAUCCAACUGUUGGAGAGUAAACUGAAACCAUUCACUGACAAUGUGCCAUUCGAGAAAAAUCUUCGUACUGCCGUCAAUAAAGCAUCCAAGACUGGAUUGAGAUUGAUUCAGAACCCGAAGGAUGCUAAGGACCUGAAGCCAACUGUGGUGUAUGGUUCUAGUGUGGAUUUCUUUUUGGAGAAUGAUGGUAAUGUAAGUCCUGUGGUUGUUAUGAAUGUUUUUAGAACUGCCAAGGAGGCGGUUGCCCUGGCAAAUAAGGAUAAUGGCGGAUCGGUGUCUCUUUGGACCGAAGAACUGUCGUUGGCUUUCGAGUGCGCAUAUGCGGUAGCUGCCCAAACAGUUUGGGUCAAUUCGCAUGCCCUUUUUAAUCCGGCAUUCCCAUAUACAUUCCGUCGUAAUGACUACUGUUACGGAUCCAAGUACGCCAUUUGCGAGAAAAAAGUUAAAACCAUGUUUGUACCUACAGCGGAAAAUCCUACUAACUCGUUCGAAAGGAACAGAGCUGCUAUAAGUGCACUGGGAAUCGCCUCUAGUGAUGUAGCCGAGCAGCGUUUUUCUCUUGUGCGUAAUGAGAACAAUAUUCACUACGAAAUGGUUAGCAUGCCGUACAAGAUUGAGAACUACAAUACCGGUAAUCGCCUCCAGAUUGUGGAAAACUUCUGGGACAUGUUCCUUACAAUCGAUUCUUCCGAUCGCUAUUUGGCGAUGGACUCCGUUCACAACCAGCGCAAGACUGUUGUCAUUCCGUAUGGAGUAAGCUUUGCUAACUAAAUGUUGCUUAUCAGAUUAAUGCAUGUUGAGAUUGAAAUAUUCGAAUUACUUAUCGUUAUGCAGUAAUGUUUUUCA
Sabethes cyaneus is the source of this 1549-nucleotide messenger RNA. RefSeq lists its product as uncharacterized. The transcript has 3 exons. Lineage: Eukaryota; Metazoa; Arthropoda; Insecta; Diptera; Culicidae. Bases 134 to 1474 code for a protein of 446 amino acids. Gene Ontology annotation, molecular function: oxidoreductase activity, acting on the aldehyde or oxo group of donors, NAD or NADP as acceptor. The record is from RefSeq and is a predicted model, not a curated record.